CUUUCAGAAGAAAAUGUUAUUAGAAUGGUUAGUGUUGAAGAGGUUCAAGUUAAACUUUCUUUUAAUAUUAAAGAUGAAAUUAUCUUGACUGAUAAUGAUUUGGAAAAUGUUCUCAAUCAGAUGCAUUGUGAAAAAGUAUAUUUGAAAGUUGUUGAUGGUAUCUACGUUAGCGAACCUGGCACGGUAGUUAAAGAUUGUGAAGUUCUGAUUUAA
Molecule: messenger RNA, 213 nt
Organism: Racocetra fulgida
Lineage: Eukaryota; Fungi; Glomeromycota; Glomeromycetes; Diversisporales; Gigasporaceae
Source: the annotation of a GenBank genome assembly